AUGGCAAUGUAUAGAAUUGCAAUUGGGACACCAGGAGAGGCUAGCCAUCCUUCUGCAAUUAGAGCAGCACUUGCAGAGUUCUUUUCUAUGCUCAUUUUUGUUUUUGCUGGCCAAGGCUCUGGCAUGGCUUAUAGCAAAAUUACCAACAAUGGACCUGCAACUCCUGAUGGUCUCAUAGUUGCAUCAUUAUCUCAUGCAUUUGGACUUUUUGUGGCUGUGGCUGUUGGGGCAAACAUUUCUGGUGGCCAUGUGAACCCUGCUGUCACAUUUGGUGCUUUCUUAGGAGGAAACAUAACCUUGUUGAGAAGUAUUUUGUAUUGGAUUGCACAGUUACUCGGUUCAGUUGUUGCUUGCAUUCUUCUCAAUUUCACCACUGGUGGAAUGGAAACAUCAGCUUUUUCUUUAUCCUCUGGUGUGUCUGUCUGGAAUGCACUAGUCUUUGAGAUUGUGAUGACUUUUGGGUUGGUAUAUACAGUUUAUGCCACAGCAAUAGACCCAAAGAGAGGGAAUGUGGGUGUUGUUGCCCCAAUAGCAAUUGGUUUUGUUGUGGGUGCUAAUAUUUUGGUUGGUGGUGCUUUUGAUGGUGCAUCAAUGAACCCAGCUGUGUCCUUUGGCCCUGCCAUGGUUAGUGGGUCAUGGACUCAUCACUGGGUCUAUUGGAUUGGCCCAUUCAUUGGUUCAGCAACUGCUGCCAUUCUCUAUGAUAAUAUCUUUAUUGGUGAUGAUGGUCAUCAACCCCUUUCAAAUUCUGAAGUCUAG
Messenger RNA from Gastrolobium bilobum, 759 nucleotides. RefSeq names its product aquaporin TIP1-3-like. Gene Ontology annotation, molecular function: water channel activity. Gene Ontology annotation, cellular component: membrane. Gene Ontology annotation, biological process: water transport; transmembrane transport. NCBI's taxonomy places the organism in Eukaryota, Viridiplantae, Streptophyta, Magnoliopsida, Fabales, Fabaceae. The transcript is spliced from 3 exons. The record is from RefSeq and is a predicted model, not a curated record. Bases 1 to 759 code for a protein of 252 amino acids.